Chinchilla lanigera (long-tailed chinchilla) is the source of this 1220-nucleotide messenger RNA. It is a transcript of the gene Hsd17b14, whose product is annotated as hydroxysteroid (17-beta) dehydrogenase 14. Gene Ontology annotation, biological process: steroid catabolic process. The record is from RefSeq and is a predicted model, not a curated record. Gene Ontology annotation, cellular component: cytosol. The transcript has 9 exons. Lineage: Eukaryota; Metazoa; Chordata; Mammalia; Rodentia; Chinchillidae. The coding region runs from base 9 to 950 and encodes 313 amino acids. Gene Ontology annotation, molecular function: estradiol 17-beta-dehydrogenase [NAD(P)+] activity.
CCCUAUUUAUGCGUUGCCCGCGGGGGCCCCCCUGCACAGUGGAGGGGGAAGAGGCCCGGGGAGGCGGCUGGCUCUGGAUGGCGUCGAGGGCGCGCUACGCGGGGAAGGUGGUGGUUGUGACAGGGGGCGGACGCGGCAUCGGAGCCGGGAUCGUCCGAGCCUUUGCUGAAAGUGGGGCACACGUCGUCAUCUGCGACAAGGAUGAGUCCAACGCGCGGGUCCUGGAGCAGCAGCUGCCCGGUGCGGUCUUCAUCCGCUGCGACGUGACUCGGGAGGAGGACUUGCGGACCCUGAUUGCUGAGACCGUCCGCCGAUUCGGCCGCCUGGAUUGUUUGGUCAACAACGCUGGCUACCAUCCACCAGCGCAGUUGCUAGAAGAUACCUCAGCCCAGGACUUCCGGCAGCUGCUGGAACUAAACCUGCUGGGCUCCUACACCCUGACCAAGCUCGCCCUCCCCCACCUGCGGAAGAGCCAGGGCAACGUCAUCAACAUCUCCAGCCUGUGUGGGGCCAUCGGCCAGUCCCAGGCCUUGCCUUAUGUCGCCACCAAGGGCGCACUCACAGCCAUGACCAAAUCCUGGGCCUUGGACGAGAGCAAGUAUGGCGUCCGAGUCAAUUGUAUCUCCCCAGGGAACAUCUGGACCCCGCUAUGGGAGAUGCUGGCCGCCUCCUCGCCAGACCCCAAGGCUGAGAUCCUGAAGGGGGUGCUGGCGCAGCCCCUGGGCCGCAUGGGCCAGCCCUCUGAGGUGGGCGCCGCAGCCGUGUUCCUGGCCUCGGAAGCCACCUUCUGCACAGGCAUCGAGCUCCGCCUGACCGGGGGCGCAGAGCUGGGGUACGGGAGCAAAGCCAGCCCGGACACCCCUCUGGAGGUCCCCACGCUUCCUCCUGACUUCCCACGGCACUCUCCGGCCUGUGACUCCCACCCCCCGGCGCAGCCCCCUGCCCCGUAGACUCGACGCCUGCUUGGGAAGGUCCCGACCACCCCGCGUGUCCCCCGCUACCCCGGGUUCCCAGCAGAGCAGCUUGCGAAGCGGAGUGUCGCCGUGUUUAUUCUCCGCCCUUUGUACAACCUGGCCACACCACGCUUCCACCCCGUCGCCCACGCCUCCCUCCGGCCUUGUGGCAGUGUCUGUGGCUAAAUGCCUGUCGCCAGGUAGAGCGAUUUGGCUUUACCUGGGCGCUAAUUAUAAAGCCCCCACGGGAGGUAAAUUAAGCGCUCA